CUGAGCCGAAGUCGGACACCCAACCGACUGAGCCACCCAGGCGCCCCACAGAACAGAGCUAUUUUACAAGCUCCAUGGGAUAUAUAGUUCUCCACUGUAAACCUUUGCCUGUCCUAAUCACUGACUUCAUCGGCAGACAUAGUUCUGAAGGACUUUCGACUGUUUCCAGAAAUUAGAUACGUCUUCCUUACCAUGUUCAAGAUUUUGCACAAGAAUGUGCCCUAGGUUGUUGCUGAGGCACUGGCUGAGAAUACCGGGUACUGUGGCAGGCGAGGAGGGUGCCAGGAAAGGAUGACGGAGUUCCUGAGUCAGCCUUCUCCAUGACAGUUGUUUCGGUGUGUGGCCCUUCCUGUGGACCAGGAGGCUCCUGUGACCUUUGAUGACAUCACUGUAUACUUGCUUCAGGGGGAAUGGAUGCUGCUGAGUCAGCAACAGAAGGAGAUCUGUGGUUCCGACAAGUGGUGGCACCACUAGGACCAAACUAUGCCAACCCAGAACUGUUCUACAAGUUUGAGCGAGGGCCAGAGCCAUGGGUGGGCAGUGCCCAGGGCCAGAGGAAUGUCCUGAGCCACCAUCCAGGGAAAAACCAGAUGGGCUGCGUGGAAGAAGGGGACGGGCGGAGUCCGGCCGCAGAAGCCGGACCGUACCUGCCGCCUCAGAAGAAAGCCUGUCUUUCCCACUUCAGCACGGAGCCUGGCAACACUGAGGGAGACUGUACAGGAAGAAGCAAAAAACCCUUGAAACCCCGGUCUAUCCAGAAGUCUUGGUUUGUGCAGUUCCCGUGGUUGGUCAUGAACGAGGAGCAGACGGCUCUCUUCUGCUCUGCCUGCCGAGAAUACCCGUCUGUCAGGGACAAACGGUCAAGAUUAAUCGAAGGUUACACAGGACCAUUCAAGGUAGAGACGCUCAAAUACCACGCCAAGAGCAAAGCUCACCUGUUCUGCGUCAAUGCCUUGGCAGCACGGGACCCCAUCUGGGCAGCCCGUCUCCAGAGCAUCCGAGAUGAAUCCGGAGAUGUUCUGGCCAGCCCGGAGCACCUCUUCACGGCAGAUUAUCCCAUAUUGUACCCCCCAGGGCCUCUGGGAGCCUAUGAGAACAUGGCCCAGCUCCUGCCCGGCUCCAGAGCUGAACUGGAGGACCCGAGAGAGGAUGGAACAAUUCCUGCAUUGUAUCUCGACUGCAUUUCUGAAUUGAGGCAAAAGAAAUUGCUGAUGGUAUCUACAGCGCCUCAAAUGUUAACAUUUUGUGUAAUGACGCUGCCGAACCCUGCGGCCAGGAUCCUUCUGAAGAGGGGCUGUUUGAGGAGGUUCCUGUGGUGUUUGAGGAGCUCCCGGUGGUGUUUGAGGAUGUGGCGGUGUAUUUCACCCGGGAGGAGUGGGGCAUGCUAGUCAAGCGGCAGAAGGAGCUGUACAGAGACGUGAUGCGGAUGAAUUAUGAGCUGUUGGCUUCCCUGGGGCCUGCGGCUGCCAAACCAGACUUGAUCUUGAAGCUGGAACGUCGGGCUGCGCCCUGGAUCAAGGACCCAAACGGGCCCAAGUGGGGGAAAGGUCGUCCUCCUGGGAAGAAGAAAAUGGUGGCCGGAAGAGAGGCAGAUGCACAGGCCUUGGCUGUAGAAUCCACAGUGCUUCCGGCCCCUUCAGUGGAGACCCGUAGUUCCCACGGUAAUCCCAGCCUUUGUGAGGUUGAAGUAGAUGGACCCAGGAAAAUCAAGAGGACUUACCGACCCCGUUCAAUCCAGAGGUCAUGGUUUGGGCAGUUCCCGUGGUUAGUAAUCGACCCCAAAGAGACCAAGCUCUUCUGUUCAGCUUGCAAAGAAAGACCUAGUCUCCACGACAAAUCAUCCCGGUUAGUCCGCGGCUACACGGGGCCUUUUAAAGUGGAGACUUUGAAAUACCACGAGGUCAGCAAAGCACACAAGCUGUGUGUCAACACCGUGGAAGUCAAGGAAGACACCCCUCAGGCUGCCCCGGUCCCAGAGAUCUCCAGUGACCUGAUGGCAAACAUGGAGCACUUUUUCAACGCUGCCUACUCCAUCGCGUAUCACUCGAGGCCCCUGAAUGACUUUGAGAAGAUCCUGCAACUCCUCCAAAGCACCGGGACCAUGAUCUUGGGCAAGUACCGCAAUCGCACCGCGUGCACGCAGUUCAUCAAAUACAUCUCUGAGACUCUCAAGAAGGAGAUCCUCGAGGAUGUCCGGAGCUCCCCUUGUGUGAGCGUGUUGUUGGACAGCUCCACAGACGCCUCUGACCAGUCCUGCGUGGGGAUUUAUAUCCGCUACUUUAAGGGCAUGGAGGUGAAAGAGUCGUACAUUACUUUGGCCCCUCUCUACAGUGAGACGGUGGACGGAUACUUUGAGACCAUCAUCUCUGCCCUGGGAUGAACUGGACAUCCCCUUC
Messenger RNA from Lynx canadensis (Canada lynx), 2396 nucleotides. RefSeq names its product zinc finger protein 862-like. Lineage: Eukaryota; Metazoa; Chordata; Mammalia; Carnivora; Felidae. The coding region runs from base 1382 to 2380 and encodes 332 amino acids. The record is from RefSeq and is a predicted model, not a curated record. Gene Ontology annotation, biological process: regulation of DNA-templated transcription. The transcript is spliced from 7 exons.